Molecule: messenger RNA, 1573 nt
Organism: Metschnikowia bicuspidata var. bicuspidata NRRL YB-4993
Lineage: Eukaryota; Fungi; Ascomycota; Pichiomycetes; Serinales; Metschnikowiaceae
Exons: 1
Coding region: 386-1477 (363 amino acids)
Biological process (GO): magnesium ion export from mitochondrion
Molecular function (GO): magnesium ion transmembrane transporter activity
Source: RefSeq, a predicted model, not a curated record
UUUUGAAAACCUAGUUCAACGCUCGAUCAAUCUUUCUAAUAGGACGUAUCAAACGACCUAAGACCUGAAUCACCUUUAUCGUCGUCCAUUGGCAGAUGCACGGGUUUCUUUGGAGGCACUUCAGUUGAGACCGAGCAAAAAAAAACUGAAACCGCCAUACGUGAACCCUCUGAUAGAACAUAUCAUCUUCCGGAGCUUCUUUCGUUGUUUCUUGGACCAUAUAAUUAUUCAAAAACACUGCCAAAAGAGCUGAUGGUUUGUGAUUAAAAGACUUUACGAGAAAAUCGAACCCGAUCCAUUUCAAAUCAUCACCUCACGAUUUUUCGGCUCGAAGUUGUCGCAAUACUCUCUGUUACUAUAGUUUGCAUUCCAUACACUGUUGCUUAUGUCACAGUCAUAUACCACGUCAGCAAUACCGACGCCGUUUCAGCCUCAUAGAGAGGCUCAUCACUCCACACAUAAUGACCCCAUUGGCUCUACAGGCGCUGCCGCUUCUGAUGACGAGAUUGAAAGUGCAUCUCCUCUUAUAAGCUGUAUGUUAGCUGGUGGCUUUGGAGGUGCUAUAGGAGACUCUGCCAUGCACUCUUUAGACACUGUGAAGACGAGACAACAGGGGUUGCUGUUCAAUCCCAAAUAUAAUAGCAUGAUCCCAGCAUACACUACAAUUCUUAAGGAGGAAGGUUUUCUUCGGGGCCUAUACGGCGGGUACUCACCAGCCAUUCUAGGCUCCUUUCCUUCCACAGCUGCUUUUUUCGGAACUUACGAAUUCACAAAACGGACCUUGAUCAAUGACUUGCACAUAAAUGAUACCGUGGCGUACCUUGCUGCUGGCAUCCUCGGAGACUUGGCCCUGAGUGUUUUUUAUGUGCCCUCAGAAGUUUUAAAAACAAGAUUGCAGCUUCAAGGUAGGCAUAACAAUCCGUACACGAAAGGAUGUGGAUACAACUACAAAGGUCUACGUGAUGCUGUGCGGUCUAUUGCUCGUACGGAGGGUGUUUCUGCACUCACUUUCGGAUACAAGGAAACGCUCUUUCGUGACUUGCCCUUUAGCGCGUUGCAACUCGCAUUUUACGAAAAGUUCCGUUUGUGGGCUAUCAAUUACAAUGGGAGGUCCGCCGACCUAAGUGUGCCAGCUGAACUUCUCACUGGCGCGGCAGCUGGAGGAUUAGCGGGUACGUUGACUACUCCAUUGGACGUCAUUAAAACAAGAAUUCAGACUGCCACACUUGAUACGGCUGGUUUGCAUCAGGAAAGCACGCAGCACAGGACUCUGGGCCUCGGAGCCUCAAUUUUGAAAAGGUUUUCCACAUUGAAUGCAUUAGUUGCGAUUCACCGAAAUGAAGGUGUUCUCGGGCUCUUCUCGGGCGUUGGCCCUAGAUUCAUAUGGACUGGUGUGCAAAGCUCUAUCAUGCUUUUGCUAUAUCAGGUCGCAUUGAAAAAGUUGAACGGUGUUUUCGGGGAGAAAGUUCUCGAGUGAGCAUUUUUCGUAGUACUAAACAUACCUCUUGCAUUAAUUAUUGCGCACUUCGUAGAGAUAAUCUGUAUAUAUAAUAUUUAUUCACCGUCAAUCGCC